Messenger RNA from Lentinula edodes (shiitake mushroom), 1214 nucleotides. RefSeq names its product single hybrid motif-containing protein. Bases 177 to 833 code for a protein of 218 amino acids. The record is from RefSeq and is a predicted model, not a curated record. Lineage: Eukaryota; Fungi; Basidiomycota; Agaricomycetes; Agaricales; Omphalotaceae. Gene Ontology annotation, cellular component: pyruvate dehydrogenase complex. Gene Ontology annotation, biological process: pyruvate decarboxylation to acetyl-CoA. The transcript is spliced from 5 exons.
UAGUGGGAAUUUAUUGGUAUCAAUGAACACAGCCGGACACGGAUCCAACGCCAAGAUUGAUAUUUGUAUCAAUUCGCUAUCAGCUUGGCUAAAUAUCAAGCGAACAGGGUAUAUAAGGAGUCUGUAAGGAGUCAAGUUUUAGCAGUUGCCGAUCAUAUCAUCCUUGCUGGUCAAGUAUGAGCGCUACACCCACUGUUCUUGUUCAACGAGUGAACUCCUUGUCGCGGGCCGCAAGGGGUAGCUCGGUAGGUUCUAGUCGAGUCAGACAGCAAUCAUUUCAUGAUUCUCGAGCAACUCAGGCAAUUAUGAUGCCAGCUUUGUCACCGUUCAUGACGGAAGGGACGAUAACGAGAUGGCUGAAGAAAGAAGGGGAAGCCUUCUCUGCUGGCGACGUCCUAUUACAAAUAGAGUCGGACAACUAUGCUACUUUGGACGUGCAAGCAGAAAUGCCAGGCGUACUGGGAAAGAUACUGAUCCCAGAUGGCACCUCUAACGUGCCAGUGGAAAAGGUUCUUGCGGUUGUAACCCGUGGUGCCCAAGAGCUUGCGCGUUUGAGACCACCUCCUCCCCGCUUGCGGCCAAUUCCUCCUCCUCUUCCACGUCUUGAUGUCCCACCAACACCUGUUCGGACGUCACGUAGCCCAUAUCCAGAGAUCCCAACGCCAAUCUCUGCUACGUCCUUUUAUCAACUUCCUUCUCCAGCCCUGCCUGAGAGUCCAACCAGUGCUCCGGCUUUGCGUCGGCCUUCGCUACACCAUCAUCACCCUCUUUCCAACGCAUCUCGAUUGGAAUUAUCCCAAAGCAAUAUCAGUGGACCUCUUAAUGCAUCCUAACACGCUCCAAGGCGGUGCUGCGUCUGUGCGGGGGAUGAUCAUGGAUCAUCACCACACUUCUUGUCCAAGUGCAGGAUUGUGUGAAUCCGAGUCUACUGUUGGAUGUGAAGCAUCUCACUCGCGGGUAGUCGAUACGCAGGUAGAAGUUGCUGGGCUAGAUUUGAGAAGGAAGAUCUUAGCGAGCUUUUCGAAAGGACCAGGUGAAAGUAACGGUGCUCUAGAGUACUUGAAUGGUAUUCUCUAGAUCAAUGGAAGAUAGCUAGACUGUAUUGUAGAGUAGAACUUGAUUCAAGCAUAAGCUGUACUUUUAUCGACAUCGGAGCCGCAGUUCGGCCACCAAUGCUAUUUUAAGGAAUCGUUCAGCAAGCUAAUUUUAGUGUG